AGUUCGAGCUCCGUCACCCGGGCGGGCUUCCCAGACCGGCGCUUCCCUGCCUCACUGCGCUGCGGCUUCGGCCCUGAGACUGAUCCAGAAGAAAUGGCUACAGCAAUUAGAGAGGUGGGAGUUUGGAGGCAGACCAGAACACUCCUACUGAAGAAUUAUCUAAUUAAAUGCAGGACUAAAAAAAGUAGUGUUCAGGAAAUUCUUUUUCCACUAUUUUUUUUGUUUUGGUUAAUAUUAAUUAGCAUGAUGCAUCCGAAUAAGAAAUACGAAGAAGUGCCUGAUAUGGAACUUAACCCUAUGGACAAAUCCCUCAUUGCACACCUAAUUCUUGGUUACACUCCAGUGACUAAUGUUACAAGAAACAUCAUGCAGAUGGUUUCUACAGAGCACCUGUCAGAUGUUAUAGUUACUGAAGAAUAUACAACUGAAAAUGAGUUGAUAGCGUCCAGUCUUUCUAAGUCCAGCAACUUUGUCGGUGUGGUUUUCAAAGACUUCAUGUCCUAUGAACUCCGUUUUUUCCCUGAUAUAAUUCCAGUAUCUUCUAUUUAUAUGGAUUCAAGAGCUGGCUGUUCAAAAUCAUGUGAGGCUGCUCAGUACUGGUCCUCUGGGUUCACAGUUUUACAAGCAUCCAUAGAUGCUGCCAUUAUACAGUUGAAGACCAAUGUUUCUCUUUGGAAGGAGCUGGAGUCAACUAAAGCUGUUAUUAUGGGAGAAACUGCUGUUGUAGAAAUAGAUACCUUUCCCCGAGGAGUAAUUUUAAUAUACCUAGUUAUAGCAUUUUCACCUUUUGGAUACUUUCUGGCAAUUCAUAUUGUAGCAGAAAAAGAGAAAAAGUUAAAAGAGUUUUUAAAGAUAAUGGGACUCCAUGACACUGCCUUUUGGCUUUCCUGGGUUCUUCUAUAUACAAGUUUGAUUUUUCUUAUGUCUCUCAUUAUGGCAGUCAUUGCAACAGCUUCUUCAUUGUUUCCUCAGAGUAGCUGUGUUGUCAUCUUUCUACUUUUCUUCUUGUAUGGGUUAUCAUCUGUAUUUUUUGCUUUAAUGCUGACACCCCUUUUUAAAAAAUCAAAACAUGUGGGAAUAGUUGAAUUUUUAGUCACUGUGGCUUUUGGAUUUGUUGGUCUUUUGAUAGUCCUCAUGGAAAAUUUUCCUAAGUCACUAGUGUGGCUGUUCAGUCCCUUCUGUCAGUGUACUUUUUUAAUUGGUAUUGCACAGGUCAUGCACUUAGAAGAUUUUAAUGAAGGUGCUGUAUUUUCUAAUUUGACCGAAGGCCCAUAUCCUCUGAUUAUUGCUAUUAUCAUGCUAGCACUUAGUAGUGCAUUCUAUGUCCUCUUGGCUGUAUAUCUUGAUCAAGUCAUUCCAGGGGAAUUUGGCUUACGGAGGUCAUCUUUGUACUUUCUGAAGCCUUCUUAUUGGUCAAAGAGCAAAAGAAACUAUAAGGAGUUAUCAGAGGGCAAUGUUAAUGGAAGUAUUAGUUUCAGUGAAAUUGUUGAGCCUGUUUCUUCAGAAUUUAUAGGAAAAGAAGCCAUUAGAAUCAGUGGUAUCCAGAAGACUUACAGAAAGAAAGGCGAAAAUGUGGAGGCUUUGAGAAAUUUGUCAUUUGACAUAUAUGAAGGUCAGAUCACUGCAUUACUUGGCCACAGCGGAACAGGAAAGACUACCCUGAUGAAUAUUCUUUGUGGAUUAUGUCCACCUUCUGAUGGGUUUGCAUCAAUAUAUGGACACAGAGUCUCAGAAAUAGAUGAAAUGUUUGAAGCAAGGAAAAUGAUCGGCAUUUGUCCACAGUUAGAUAUACACUUUGAUGUUUUGACAGUAGAAGAAAACUUAUCCAUUUUGGCUUCAAUCAAAGGAAUACCAGCCAAUAAUGUAAUACAAGAAGUGCAGAAGGUUUUACUGGAUUUAGACAUGCAGGCUAUCAAAGAUAACCAAGCCAAAAAGCUAAGUGGUGGUCAAAAAAGAAAACUGUCAUUAGGAAUUGCUGUUCUUGGGAAUCCAAAGAUACUAUUGCUAGAUGAGCCAACAGCUGGAAUGGACCCCUGUUCUCGUCAUAUUGUUUGGAAUCUUCUAAAAUACAGAAAAUCAAGCCGGGUGACAGUGUUUAGUACUCAUUUCAUGGAUGAAGCUGACAUUCUUGCUGAUAGAAAAGCUGUCAUAUCACAAGGAAUGUUGAAAUGUGUUGGCUCUUCAAUGUUUCUCAAAAGUAAAUGGGGAAUUGGCUACCGCCUGAGUAUGCAUGUGGACAAAUACUGUGCCACAGAAUCUCUUUCUUCCUUGGUGGAACAACAUAUACCUGGAGCUGCUUUACUGCAACAGAAUGACCAACAGCUUGUGUACAGCUUGCCUUUCAAGGACAUGGACAAAUUUUCAGGUCUCUUUUCUGCUCUAGAUACUCAUUCAAAUUUAGGUGUUAUUUCUUAUGGUGUCUCAAUGACAACGUUGGAAGAUGUAUUCUUAAAGCUUGAAGUUGAAGCAGAAAUUGACCAAGCAGAUUAUAGUGUAUUUACUCAGCAGCCACCAGAGGAAGAAAUAGAUUCAAAGUCUUUUGAUGAAAUGGAGCAGAGCUUACUUAUUCUUUCUGAAACCAAAGCUUCACUAGUGAGCACCAUGAGCCUUUGGAAACAGCAGGUGUAUACAAUAGCAAAGUUUCACAUCCUUAACUUGAAACGUGAAAGUAAAUCAGUGAGAAGUGUGCUGCUUCUGCUUUUGAUAUUUUUUGCAGUUCAGAUUUUUAUGUUUUUGGUACAUCACUCCUUUAAAAGUGCUGUGGUUCCUGUCAAACUUGUUCCAGACUUAUAUUUCCUAAAGCCUGGAGAAAAGCCUGACAAAUACAAAACAGAUCUUCUACUUCAAAAUUCUACUGACUCAGAUAUCAGUGACCUUAUUGACUUUUUAACAAACCAGAACAUAAUGGUGACGAUGUUUAAUGACAGUGACUAUGUCUCUGCUGCUCCUCAUAGUGCAGCUUUAAAUGUGAUGAAUUCAGAAAAGGACUAUGUUUUCUCAGCUAUUUUCAACAGUACUAUGGUUUAUUCUUUACCUGUAUUGAUGAAUAUCAUUAGUAACUACUAUCUUUAUCGUGAAAAUGUGACUGAGAGCAUCCAGGUCUGGAAUACCCCAUUCUUUCAAGAAAUUAAGGACAUAGUUUUUAAAAUCGAGCUGUAUUUUCAAGCAGCUUUACUUGGAAUCAUUGUUACUGCAAUGCCACCUUAUUUUGCCAUGGAAAAUGCAGAGAAUCAUAAGAUUAAAGCUUAUACUCAACUUAAACUUUCAGGUCUCUUGCCAUCUGCAUAUUGGCUUGGACAAGCUAUUAUUGAUAUACCCUUAUUUUUUAUUGUUCUUACUGUGAUGCUAUCAAGUUUAUUUGCAUUUCAUUAUGGAUUAUAUUUUUAUGCUGUAAAGUUCCUUUCUGUGGUUUUUUGCCUUAUUGGCUAUGUUCCAUCAGUUAUUUUGUUUACUUAUAUUACAUCCUUCACUUUUAGAAAAAUUGUAAAUACCAAAGAAUUCUGGUCAUUUAUCUACUCUGUGACAGCGUUGGCUUGUAUUGCAAUCACUGAAAUAACUUUCUUUAUGGGAUACACAGUUACAGUUAUUCUUCAUUACACCUUUUGCAUAGUCAUUCCAAUCUAUCCACUUCUGGGUUGCCUGAUUUGUUUUAUAAAGAUUUCUUGGAAGAGCAUUCAAAAUAAUGGAGUCAUCUAUAAUCCAUGGGACAGACUGCUGGUGGCAGUUAUAGCGCCGUAUCUGCAGUGUGUACUGUGGAUUUUCCUCUUACAGUACUAUGAAAAAAAACAUGGAGGCAGGUCAAUAAGAAAGGAUCCCUUUUUCAGGAUCUUUUCAACAAAAUCCAAACAUAGGAAGUUUCCAGAACCACCAAUCAAUGAGAAUGAGGAUGAAGAUGUCAAAGCUGAAAGACUGAAGGUCAAAGAGCUGAUGAGCUGCCAGUAUUGUGAGGAGAAACCAGCCAUUAUGGUCAGCAAUUUGCAUAAGGAGUAUGAUGACAAGAAAGAUUUUCUUCUUACAAGAAAAGUAAAGAAAGUGGCAACUAAAUACGUCUCUUUCUGUGUGAAAAAAGGAGAGAUCUUAGGACUCUUGGGUCCAAAUGGUGCAGGCAAAAGCACCAUUAUUAACCUUCUGGUUGGUGAUAUUGAACCAACUUCAGGCCAGGUAUUUCUAGGAGAUUAUUCAUCAGACUCAAGGGAUGGUGAUGAUUCCAAUAAGUGUAUGGGAUACUGUCCUCAGAUAAAUCCUCUGUGGCCAGACAUUACAUUACAGGAGCAUUUUGAAAUUUACGGAGCUGUGAAAGGAAUGAGUGCGAGUGACAUGAAAGAAGUCAUAAAUCGAAUAACAAAUGCACUUGAUUUAAAAGAACAUCUUCAGAAAACUAUAAAGAAACUACCUGCAGGAAUCAAGCGAAAGUUGUGUUUUGCUCUGAGUAUGCUGGGGAAUCCUCAGAUUACGCUGCUAGAUGAGCCGUCUACAGGUAUGGACCCUAAAGCAAAACAGCAUAUGUGGCGAGCAAUUCGAACUGCAUUUAAAAACAAAAAGCGGGCUGCUGUGCUCACCACUCACUACAUGGAGGAGGCAGAGGCUGUCUGUGACCGUGUGGCUGUCAUGGUGUCAGGGCAGUUAAGAUGCAUUGGGACAGUCCAGCAUCUGAAGAGCAAAUUUGGAAAAGGCUACUUUUUGGAAAUUAAAUUAAAGGACUGGAUAGAAAAUCUAGAAAUAGACCGCCUUCACAGAGAAAUUCAGUAUAUUUUCCCAAAUGCAAGCCGUCAAGAAAGUUUUUCUUCUAUUUUGGCUUAUAAAAUUCCUAAGGAAGAUGUACAGUCCCUUUCACAAUCUUUUUCUAAGCUGGAAGAAGCUAAACAUACUUUUGCCAUUGAAGAAUAUAGCUUUUCUCAAGCAACAUUGGAACAGGUUUUUGUAGAACUCACGAAAGAACAAGAGGAAGAAGAUAACAGCUGUGGAACUUUAAACAGCACACUUUGGUGGGGAAGAACACAGGGAGACAGAGUGGUAUUUUGAACUUGUAUUGUUCAGUUUGCUUAUCAUAUUGAUUUCUUUUUCACUUUAUUUUAACUUUGGUUUAAAAGGUUUAUUGUUUGAGUGGUGACUGAAGAACCAUGAAAGCUCUUGGGAUUUUCCUGAGUUCUCUUAAAUGAAAUGCUGUGGUUUUGUGUUUUACUUUUCUUUAAAUAAAACUUAUGUAUAAUUAAUUGAACAUAUUGUUGUAUCUGCAGUAUAUUGAACUAAUCUGUAUGUGAAGUUGAAUACUUACUCUUUCACCUUUCUGAAACAAUGCUCCUGAAUUUAUGACUUAAAGAAGUAAUUAUAGAAUUCUUUUGAGCAGUUAUCUGUAUUUGUAGGUUUACACCAUCUUGUUACCUAAUGUCCCAAUCUAAAUAAAAAUAACUAAUCGGUAAAGGAGAGGUAGAAAAGAAACACAAAGUAAAAGCUUCUUGUUUCUCACUCUUACUUUCUAAAAGAAACUUUGUUUGUGAGUUGACAUUCUGAAGAGCUGAAGCUUGGACUCUCAGCUCAGAUAGUUGCAGGAGGUGGGGACUCUCAGCUCAGACAGUUGCAGGAAGUGGCAUCCCAGGAGGUGCUCAUCAGUUACAGUGUCAGAGGAGCAUGUUCUGUCAGAUGGGUGACCUGGGUAUUUAGUUAUACUUCUUUUGCCUCUAACAGAUUUAGCAGUGUUUUAAUUAUUAAAGAAAGACUGUGGCUGGAAUCUAUGAAGUCUGAUUCUUUGUAGCUAGGACAGGAUCCUUCUUUCUUACCUUUGUGGAAGAUAAAAAUUUUUGCUGUCUUCCUUCCAAAGAGCACGUUUUGUUUUACUCUAGAAUAAAAUAAUUUUCUUGGUUAUCA
Molecule: messenger RNA, 5865 nt
Organism: Condylura cristata (star-nosed mole)
Lineage: Eukaryota; Metazoa; Chordata; Mammalia; Eulipotyphla; Talpidae
Gene: ABCA5
Product: ATP-binding cassette, sub-family A (ABC1), member 5
Exons: 39
Coding region: 94-5022 (1642 amino acids)
Biological process (GO): transmembrane transport; lipid transport
Cellular component (GO): intracellular membrane-bounded organelle; membrane
Molecular function (GO): ABC-type transporter activity; ATP binding; lipid carrier activity
Source: RefSeq, a predicted model, not a curated record